This is a messenger RNA of Plasmodium gaboni, 1470 nucleotides long. RefSeq lists its product as hypothetical. Bases 1 to 1470 code for a protein of 489 amino acids. The record is from RefSeq and is a predicted model, not a curated record. The transcript has 2 exons. Lineage: Eukaryota; Apicomplexa; Aconoidasida; Haemosporida; Plasmodiidae.
AUGCGUAGAUUCACACCUUGUGUAACUUUUUAUAGAUGUAAGUUCAUUUACAACAUCUUUCCAUGUGACAUAAAUAAAAAAAAAUAUUUUUCGUCGAUUGAACGUAUUGAAGAAUUAGAAAAGGUUAUUUUAAAUUAUCAUGAAAAAGAAGAGAAUAAUUUUUUAGGUAGGAAAAAAGAAUAUGAAAAUUUUAUAAGACAAGUAUUAAAAGAAAAAUGUGAUGAUUUUAAAACGGACAAAAUAUUUUUAUCAUCUUUAGAUGAUAAUGAUGUGACAUUCUUAAUAAAUAAUAAUGAUAUAGAGAAUAUAAAAGAUUAUGUAGAGAAAAGAAAUAAAGAUAAUAUAAUAAUUAAAGAUGAAAAUAAAUUAUAUGAAUAUAUAGAAAAAAUAAAGAUUAAGAGCGAAAUAAUGAAAAUAUUAUCUAUAUGUGGUAUUCGUAUAUCACUUAAUAUAUUAAUAUUUUAUAUGUAUGAUAUUAUAUUAAAAGUAAAAAAAUGUUUAGAUUAUUAUGAUAAGGAUAUUAUAAAAUAUGAUACUAUAAAAGAUAAAGAUAGAUAUUAUAAAAUAGGUCAAUAUUAUUAUUAUUGUGAUAAUAAAAAUAUAAAAGAUAAAAAAAAAAAAAGUCUACCAUUUUUUUUUUUAAACUUAUAUAAAGGUUUAUCUAAUAUAUUAUAUACUACAUGUGAGAAUUCUAUGCAAACAAAUAAUAAAAAAUAUAUAUCUAUUAAUGAAGAAAUAAUAAAUAGUUAUAAUUCAAUAGAUGAUAUUAUAUAUAAAGUCCCAGCCUUUUUAAAUAUUAGUAUUUUAUUUUAUUAUAUCAAUACGUGUUUAUAUAUAGAUCUAAGUAGGAAAUCGAAGAAUAUAUAUCUUCAAAAUUUAAAUAAUUAUAUAAAUUGUAUAGCUGACGAUGAAAUGAACAUUAGUAAAGAGGAUUUUAAUUAUUUGGUUUUAUGUAUGCGUUUAUAUUUUUUAGUUUUUUCUUAUAAUGAUAUAUUAAAUAUAUUAAAUGAAGGAUCCAAACAUUUUUUAUCAACACUUGUGUUACUUCCUAAUGAUAAUCAUAAUAAUAAUAAUAGUAAUAUUUAUUCCACACAAAAUGAUGAUAAUAUUAAUUAUGAAUAUAUAAUAAAUUAUUUAAAUAAAAAUGAAAAACAUAUAGAAAAUCAAAAAAUAUCAUUAUUUCCUUUUCAUUUUUAUUUAUCUUCUUUAAAAAAUAAAAUUAUUUAUAUAUUAGAAAAGAAUGAUGAUUUUUAUGUAAACGAUUCAAAUGUGCUUCGCUCUUACAAUUUUUGGCGUUAUUUUAUUGCCCUGAAGGAAAAUUUUAAAUUACUAAGUUUAUGUAAGAGGAACGAAUAUGUUGAUUUGUUUAAUGAUGAAACUAGAGAUUCGGUUUUAUUAAAAUAUGUUAAUAAGGAUUACCUUUACGUUUUCAAUCAAAGAAUGAACUACACAAAUGAACAAAAUAAAUAA